AAACCCCACAUCAUGCCCAUAUAUACAUGUUAUAAAUGAUGUCAUAUGUUUCGCUCAAAAAGAUUUCUUUAAAAAAUUUUUUUAAGGAUAGGAAAGGUUUGUUUUAUGCCCUUCUAUAUCUAAGAGUUUGAUAAAGGUGAAUCCAAAGCUCAUUCCUGCACAUUUUCCAGAUCCCGUGGUAUUUUGCUGAAAAUCAUAUUUGUGAAUUUUUAAACAGAACAGCUCUCAUUUAGAUGACAUGUAAAGGUUUGCAAAGUCCUUUAUGUGAGCAGCACCUGUUAAACCCCAAUUUACACUUGGGGAAAAAGGCUUAGAGAAAUUAAGUAAUUUUUAUCCCUGGUCACACCUGUGCUAGAGGCAGAAUUCAAACCUAGGUUUCUAGUUCCAAGCUUUAUAUUCAAUCCUAUAGGCUUCCCACAUUCUAUUAGUUGACAAAUAUAGAUAAACCAUUAUGUCAAUCUGCAAGCAUUUAUUAUGUGGGCACUGCCUUUUAAGUGGGAUGUAAAAUAAAAAGGUUAGGAAAAAGCCCUGAGUGCAAAUUAAAGUAUGAUUUCUUCAGUUUAUUUUUCUUUGGACAUAGCUAAUAUAGAAAUAUGUUUUGCAUGAUUUCACAUAUUUGGUUGAUGUAUUGCUUGCCUUCUCUGUUGGUGGGAGAGAGAUUGGAGAGAGGAAGGAAGAGAAUUUGCAACUCAAAAUUAAAAAAAAAUUUUUUUUAAAUACAUCAUAAUUUAAAAAAAAAUCCCUUACAUUCUGUCUAAGGCAGAAGAGCAGUAAAGGCUAGGCAAUAGGGAUCUAGUGACUUAUUCAGGGUCACACGGCUAGAAAGUGUGAGCCACCUUGCUGCAGACACUUGAAUAGGGCUUUAAAAACUAAAGAGAAAGAAUCUAGAAAGAGAAGAGAAAUAUCCUCAGGACAGAAACUUUGAGUACAGCCACAAUUAGAGCCCCUGUUAGGAAUGGUGAACCAGUCAAGGAUCAGCCAGGCAGGUUAAGAGAAUCUUGAAAAAGUAGUGUCAUAAAGAUCCAGAGAGAUGAGAGCAUCUAGGAAGAAGAAGGGAGAUCCCAUGUGUCAACUGCAUCAGAGAAGAUCUAAAGAUGACACUUGGAAAACUGAUGACCUUAAGAAAUACCUUCGGGCAUCACAGUCAGAAUUGCAAAAAGAAGAAAAGAAGCAUAGGGAAAAGAAAAUACAUAGAGAUUCAGAAAUGAGCGAUUUGUUUGAUUACAAAGAAUAUAAGCACAAAGAUCAAGACAGGGAGAUCCUGAAAAACAGGGAAAGAGACAGCCACAUAAAUAAAGAGACUGGAAGGAGUAAUUAUGGUGAGAGAGAUAGAGACAAACAAAAAGAAAAGAGAAAAGAACCAAGAGAAAGAGAAAAAAACAAAGAGAAACACCGUGAACAAGAGUCUGAGAAGGAAAAAUAUCACCGAGGGAAAGACAGAGAAAAAGAUAAAGAAAGAAAACUUAAAAAGGAAGAAUCAAAACAAAUUGUCAUUUCACAUCAUAACAUAAAAGGACAUGAAAUGGAAAAGAAGAGUUUUUCAGGAACCAAAGGAAAAGAUAAAGACAGAGAACAAAAAGAUGAUUCUGAAAGAAAAGAUGAUGAAAAGAAGUUUCGAGAAAAGAAGUUUGGUGAAAAUAAAGAGUUUACUCUCAGAUAUUACAUGCAUAAAGAAGAAGGAGAAAGAAAGCAUAAGAAACAAAAAGAACAAGAACAAGAUAAGAAACAUAAAGAAAAAAUCAGCACUAGGGAUAAAAAAGAAAGACUGUCAAAAGAAAAAAGCAACUUGGCCUAUGACAAGGAUAUGGAAGAAAAACAUAAAGAUAAACGACAUAAAGACGGAGUUUCUUUAGAGGAUGAGAGAUCAAAAAAUAGCCUGGAGAAGAAAGAAAAAACAUCUAAAGAAGAGCAUAAAAAGAAAAAGGAAUCAAAGACUAGUGACCACAGAAGUGGAGGAGCAAAUUCCAAAAGAGAAAAUAUAUCUAUCAUCCAACGUGUAGAGAAUUUAGGAAAGACUGGUGGAAAGGACAACAAAGACACCAAAAAAAAGCAAACUGUUGAAGAAGCAUUGUCUGUAUGGAAAUCUGCCCGAAGGCAAUCAAGUGAAGAAAAUGAAGAUAUUGAAAAAGAAGACCUUGAUUUAGAAAAUGAUGGUGCUGAUGACUACACUGCCAAUUAUGAAGACGAUUUUGAAGACUAUGAAGAUGACUUUGAUAAUUGUGAUGGUAAUGGUGAUGGUGAAGGUGAUGAUGACGAUGAUGAUGAUGACGAUGAUGACGAUGAUGAUGAUGGUGGUGUUGUUGGUGGAGGUAAUGCUGGUGUUGGUGCUGGUGAAAAGAUGAAGGAAAGGGAUGAAGAAAUUCCUCUAGCCAGGAAAAUGGAAAUACAAGAAAUCCAAAGAGCUAUUAAUGCAGAAAAUGAAAGGAUUGGUGCAUUUCCUUUGAAGCGAAUUCAAAAGCAAUUGCAAACAGAAAUUGAAAAGGAACCAAAACCAGAAGUAAAAGAUUCACCUUCUAGAGGCUCUCUCUGUGGAAUAUUUAUGGAUUUUGCUGCAGCUUCACAGCGACAAAGCUGUCGGAAUCAUGCCCUUAAACAACGGACAAGAAGUGCAAAGUUACUUCGACUGAUUGACUUGGAUUUUUCAUUUAGUUUUUCUCUCUUGGAUCUGCCACCAGUAAAUGAGUAUGAUAUGUAUAUAAGAAACUUUGGUAAAAGAAAUACUAAGCAGGCAUAUGUUCAAUAUAAUGAAGAUAAUGUGGAAAGAGAUGUUCAGACUGAGGAAAUAGAAACACAUGAAGCAUGGACCCAGCAUCCAGGUGAAAGUACCAUUGUAUCAGGAAGUACUAAAAACAGCAGAGAUAUGUCUGAUAGUACAUUUGUAACAAAGAUCGACACACCAAGAUUAGCUAAUUUUCUCCGGGCUGCUUGUCAGGUGAUUGCUGUAUUACUUGAGGAAGACCGUGCUGCAACCGAACCCAACUGGAAUCUCAGGUCUCAAGAAAAUGCCCUUAAUAUUAGUGAAAACUGUGCCCAAAUGAAUACUAAUCUACCAUUCUUACAAAAUCGGAAAGUGUCAUCUUUACAUGUUUCUCAAAUUCAGAGACAGACUUUAGUUUCUGUUCAUGAGUUACCUGAAAAACCAUUCUCUGAUAUACUGGAUAAAAGAUACAUUCUUUGUGUAUGGGAUAUUUGGCAGCCUUCCAGUCCUCAGAAAGUUUUAAUUUGUGAAUCAAAGGUCAUGUGCUGUUGUUUUAGCCCUUUUAAAGCAAUUUUACUAUUUGCUGGAACAAUCCAUGGCUCAGUAGUUUUGUGGGAUCUACGAGAAGACUCCAGGAUGCAUCACUAUGUGAAGUUAAAAGACUGUGCUUGGACAUUUAGGACAGCAACAUUUUCUACUGAUGGUGUUCUUACUGUAGUAAACCAUAGAAGUCCUGUCCAGUCAAUUGAACCUGUUUCAACAUCUGUCUACAAAAAACAGAACUUUGUGCUUUCACCUUUUUCUAAUCAAGAAGAAAUAGCUGGUUUAUCAUUCCACAUUGCUUCAUUGGAUGAAAAUGGAACUCUUAAUAUAUGGGUUGUGGUUGAACUACCAAAAUCGGAUUUUGCCGGUUCCCAAAGUGAUCUAGGUUUAAUACCAGGAGGAAAGAUAAAGUUGGUACACAGCUCUACAAUUCAGUUGAAUAACAGCUUUUCUUCUAAAAGUAACACAAAUUUGGGGACUAUGCAGACUCUGACUGUGAAGUUUUUGCCUUCAGAUCCUAAUCGUUUUGUUAUUGGUACGGAUAUGGGUGUCAUAAGUCAUGGUGCAAGACAUGAUUCUAAAGUUUCCCCAAAACUGUUCAAACCCCAGCAACGUGAAGAAAGACCAGUGAAAGUUACCGUGAUUGAUUUUUCACCAUUUGGAGAUCCAAUGUUUUUGGCUGGCUGUUCAGAUGGAAGCAUUAGACUACAUCAGCUAACUUCUGAAUAUCCAAUUUGUCAGUGGAAUAACAGUACAAAGGGCCAGGCAAUUCUUGCCUUAAAGUGGACACAGACAAGACCUGCUGUGUUUUUGGUUCAGGAUGAUGUAUCCAACAUUUACAUUUGGGACCUAUUAGAAAAUGAUCUGGGACCCGUAGCUAAACAAUUCAUCUCUCCAGACAGGCUCAUCACAGCAACAGUCUUGGGUGAUCCCGAAAAGACAAACAGAUUCCUUAGUCUGGCACUGGCUAAAACAUCAGGAGCCAUCGAAAUUCAGUACCUAAAGAAGAAAUGGUCAUUACCCAAGAAGGAAGAACAAAGGAGACUGCGUUUGCUUCUGCAAGACUCCCUCUAGAAAUGGCAAAAUAAUUUUCUAAGGAGCUCAUAGAAAAGGAGCAUUACCAGAGACUUUUUGUUCAGUGAUUAAAAAUGAAUUAGGUAUUAUUUAGAGGUGUAUAAUUUAAUAGCUACUCCAUCUAUGUGCAUGUAUAUUUCUGUAUAUAGAAUAUAUGUAUAUAUAUUCUGUAUAUAAUUCAUUUUACUAUUGACUGCAGUGUUUCUACUAAAAUCAAUAUUUUUGAACAGGAAAAGAAAUGACAUUUUCUUUAUCUAUUGGACUUAAAAGGAAAUACACAUUAUAGUCACUCCCAGUGUAUUGUUUAUGGAGGAUCUUUAUAUAUAUAUUUUUUCAGAGCAGUUCUAAAAUAUGAUCAUCAAAUUUAUCACUGUUUUUAAAACCACCCACCAUGAAAUGAAUUUAAAUGGACUAUUUUCUUAUUCACACAGAUACCUAUGCCUGUCCAAAUUAAAAGCAGUUCCAAUGUUGAAAA
Monodelphis domestica (gray short-tailed opossum) is the source of this 4790-nucleotide messenger RNA. RefSeq names its product dynein 2 intermediate chain 1 (gene DYNC2I1). Gene Ontology annotation, biological process: intraciliary transport. Gene Ontology annotation, molecular function: dynein light chain binding; dynein heavy chain binding. Lineage: Eukaryota; Metazoa; Chordata; Mammalia; Didelphimorphia; Didelphidae. Gene Ontology annotation, cellular component: cytoplasmic dynein complex. The record is from RefSeq and is a predicted model, not a curated record.